AUGACCUCAUGUCAAAACAUUGAGCCUGGCACUCCCUGCGUUGUUGACGAAUACAACUCCAUUCCCUAUGAGCUGCUUUUUAAAAAAAAUAUUUAUCUCUUGUUAUAUUCUUGUUUUUCUUUUUUAUGCAUCAAUUCCAGUGUUGUUAUAACAAAUGGUGAACUUUACUAUCUAACAACAAUCCUUUUUAAUUGUGAUAUAGCUACUGGUAAUGCCUGCUCAAACAAUCCCUGUCUGAAUGGUGGAGCCUGCAGUUUGAGUGGAUCAAGUUUCGCUUGUCAAUGUCCAACUGGUUUUUCUGGUACAAUUUGUCAAACGACGACAACUCAGCCAUGCCAACCUAACCCAUGUCAAAACAAUGGUGUAUGUACAGUCAAUGGAAAUACCUAUUUCUGUAAUUGUCCAAGCGGUUUUUCAGGCAUUAAUUGUCAAACAACAGCUCAGCCAUGCCAACCUAACCCAUGUCAAAAUAAUGGUGUAUGUACAGUCAAUGGAAAUACCUAUUUCUGUAAUUGUCCAAGCGGUUUUUCAGGCAUUAAUUGUCAAACAGCUCAGCCAUGCCAACCUAACCCAUGUCAAAAUAAUGGUGUAUGUACAGUCAAUGGAAAUACCUAUUUCUGUAAUUGUCCAAGCGGUUUUUCAGGCAUUAAUUGUCAAACAGCUCAGCCAUGCCAACCUAACCCAUGUCAAAAUAAUGGUGUAUGUACAGUCAAUGGAAAUACCUAUUUCUGUAAUUGUCCAAGUGGUUUUUCAGGCAUUAAUUGUCAAACAGCAGCUCAGCCAUGCCAACCUAACCCAUGUCAAAACAAUGGUGUAUGUACAGUCAAUGGAAAUACCUAUUUCUGUACUUGUCAAAGUGGUUUUUCAGGCAUUAAUUGUCAAACAACAGAUAGCAAUUGUGAUCCCAUUUGUCAGAAUGGAGGUGUCUGUAAUAUGGUAUCAAACACAUAUGUUUGCACAUGUCCCCCUAGUUACUCUGGUGCAGACUGCACUGUUGUAGAAGUAUUGGACACUCCAUGUGCAAGCAAUCCGUGCCCAGCAGGUCAGGAGUGUUUCUAUACCGCCACAGAGUACCGCUGUAUGUCUGGAAGAAGACGACGUAAUGUAAAUGGUACUUGUGCAUGUGUAAACAAUGGAAGGUGUAUGAAUGAUGGUGAUGAUAAUUGGAAGUGUCUUUGCCCUCUUGGAUUCAGUGGAGUUCUCUGUGAAGACAAUAUAUGUGCACCCAACCCAUGUGCUAAUGCUGGAACCUGCAUGCCAAUUUCUAGCGGUGGUAUAGACGGAUAUAUGUGUCAUUGUAAGGCUGGCUAUGGUGGAGCCAACUGCAUGAUAGCUUCUUCUACUUCAACCGAUAAUGAAUCGGCUUUGUACAAUGAUAGAAUGACAGACGAGGAAUACUUCAUGCAUCAAUAUGUGGGCAUCGCCAUGGGUACCCUCCUCAUCGUUAUCUUAGCGUUGGUUGUCCUGAUAUUCCGUAUCGUUCCACGUAGAAUCCAUAACACAGAUUUGGAAUUGCGCAAAGAUGAAGUUGCUCUAAUUCAUUAACAAUUUGUUUCCUAAAUAAAAAAAAAGAAACAACUAUGCAAAUAUGUUUCCUGACAUGAAACAGUUUUGUUGUCCCCCCUCUUGUUUGUGUACAUAUGGGGCUGUCAGAGUAGUACAAAUCUACCAAAUAGGAAAUCAGCUGCUAUAUCUAAAUUGUAUUAUUUAAUACAUGUAGUUUUUAGACUAGAUUUGUUCUGUAAUCUAUCUGAGUGUAUUAUAUACAAAUAGAAAACCAAAACUGCAUAUAUUUUAAAUAUAACAGAUUAAUAACAAGUGUGUUCUCACAGCAUAUUAAGUAGGGAUUUUACUAAGUAAUCUUAAAUAUGACAUUCUCUGAUGUUACUUAAAAAAUAUCAAAGGAAUUUUCAUUUUCAACUGAAUGUAUUUACGUUUUUGAUGAUCUGUAAUAUUUUAAGUAUAUAUUUUUUUACAUUACUGGGUGAAAAGUAAUAUUAUUUAACAUGAUAUUUAAUACUGUAUAAUUGAGUCAGUAUAUAGUAUACAAAUUUUGACUACUCUAGAUUUGAGAAAUGGUGAAAUCUGUUUCUCCGAGGUGGCUAUAGAUUUCACAGUUUCCCAAAUCUAGAGCAGUCAAUAUUUGUUUUAUAUACCUCAUACAUAGAUACAAGACCUAAAAAAGUAAUGAAAGGAGUACCGACCAACGAGGACUAGACUUACUUCCUAGGGCUAGGCAAUCGUCCCCUUUACCAUCGUGCACGUGUCAUAAAUUACAUAGCAACCUUAUAGGUGCAGACCUAGAAAUUUUACAUAUACAAAAAGUACUAUCAUUUUAGGUGAGUACUUUUUUUCCAGGAAAAAAUGAACUAUCACUCAAAUAUACACCAAUGGAGUGAUGGUUAAAGUUAUUGUCCACUUCUUAACCUGAGCAGAUGCCUAGAAUCUAUGUAUGAGUUAUAUAAUAGCAGAUAGCUAUAGGCCCUAAUUCUUGAUAGAAAUCACUUUUUGCUUUUGAAGUUCUUUCCACUCUAACAAGACUCCUAUGGCAAAUAUGUUUGAUUUGCUUAUAUUUGGGCAUGUUGAUGUCACAGUACACCCAUAUAUGGGCAUUAUGAGGUCAUAUUGCUCCCAUUAAUUGGCAAACCAAAGGUGUUUGGUACAUAAGAUUUGAGAAGGUGGACAGAGCAUUUAAUGCAGAAGUGUUGUAGAAGUUGUUAUAAGCUGUAUAAAGAUUUGUUAAUGUUACACCAUUUUUUUUACUUUAAUAAACUUAUUUACUGGUCAAUAAAAACACAUGUUACAUAUACAUGA
This is a messenger RNA of Anneissia japonica, 2814 nucleotides long. RefSeq names its product fibropellin-1-like. Gene Ontology annotation, molecular function: Notch binding; calcium ion binding. The record is from RefSeq and is a predicted model, not a curated record. The transcript has 13 exons. Bases 1 to 1545 code for a protein of 514 amino acids. Gene Ontology annotation, biological process: Notch signaling pathway. Lineage: Eukaryota; Metazoa; Echinodermata; Crinoidea; Comatulida; Comatulidae.